AUGAAAACUUAUUCCAUCACUGAAAGCAGACGAUUGGAAGCGAAGAUAUUAAGGGAUCAGUCCGAAAGUCCCAAAAGCCCUCAAAGCAUCGUGAAUUACAAUAUCGGAAAAUUCAUUCGCAUUAAUCGCCCUGAGUUUAAAAAUCCUACUAAAGCGUUGAAAAACAACAGCAAAAGCGUUAGAAUUUGGUGUUUAAAUAACAUAAAUGAUAGUUUCAGCAUUUUUAGUUUAUUCGUUUUCAUUCGUCCGAGUGUAGAACAACUGAGAAUCAGUGUCCCGAAUCGAAUGGAAAAUUCCUUCUCACAAAAGAGUAUAAAAGCUGAUGGUGCAACAUGA
Clunio marinus is the source of this 336-nucleotide messenger RNA. Lineage: Eukaryota; Metazoa; Arthropoda; Insecta; Diptera; Chironomidae. The record is from the annotation of a GenBank genome assembly.